AUGAACCCUUCCAAAUUUUAUGGCUCCAAAAUUGAGGAAGAUCCUCAAGAGUUUAUCAACGAGGUCUAUAAGAUACUUGCUACUGUGGGAGUGACUCUGGUAGAGAAGGCGGAGCUAGCCACUUACCAACUCAAACGGGUUGCUCAGAUUUUGUUUAAUAAACGAAAAGAGGAAAGGCCGGAAGAAAUGGGUCCCAUAGAGUGGGAAAGGUUCAAAAAUGCUUUUCUUGAUCGAUUUUUCUGUCUUGAGAUGAGAGAGGCCCAGGGACUCGAGUUCAUUUACCUUAGGCAAGGAAAUAUGAGUGUUAGAGAAUAUGCUUUGAGGUCCGGUGGACGGGGUCGUUCAAGGUUUCGGCAAAAGUUCUCUGGGCAAGGUUCUUCUAGUGCUCCUUCAAGUCCUAAUAAUUAUAGGGUGUCUAACCCAAAACCUCAAGGAGAUGGUAAUAGGCCUUCAAUGCCUACUUGUGCCAAAUGUGGAAGAAAUCAUGAGGGUAAGUGUCUAGCAGGCUCCAAUUCUUGCUUUGGGUGUGGUAAGACGGAUCAGAAGAUAAGGAAUUGUCCUUCGGUUGCUAAGAAUGAGGGAGAUACUCGUCGUAGGGGUCAACCCUACCCUUCGUCCGGUCCAAGUUGUUCUGGUGCAAGUGCUCCUAAGAAAAACUGUUUCUAUGCUGUCCAAACUAGAGGUGAUCAAGAGAACUCACCGGAUGAGGUGACUUGUAUGUUAAAAUUUUUCCUUAUAGAUGUGUAUGCUUUACUUGAUCUAGGGGCUACUUUGUGCUUUGUGACUCCUUAUAUAGCUAUGAGAAUGGCUCUGGUGGAACUUAAGGAGUUGAAAGAGCAACUAAAGGAUUUGUUGGACAGGGGUUUUAUCCGACCAAGUAUAUCUCCAUGGGAUGCUCCGAUUUUGUAUUGCUCCAAAUCUAGCAAACUAGAAGUCAGUGACCCAAUUGCUGCAACCAGCAAAUUCAAACAGCUUCCUCAAAGUCCAUCAUCGGUGCAAGACAUUAUAACAACAACUCCACAACGCCAAACAAUGGUUUAA
This is a messenger RNA of Solanum stenotomum, 1041 nucleotides long. RefSeq lists its product as uncharacterized. Bases 1 to 1041 code for a protein of 346 amino acids. The record is from RefSeq and is a predicted model, not a curated record. The transcript is spliced from 5 exons. Lineage: Eukaryota; Viridiplantae; Streptophyta; Magnoliopsida; Solanales; Solanaceae.